UCCUUUCUUCUUUUCUCACUUUCUACCACGACACCAUAAAAUACUUCUUUGCAGGCUGUUUCCCCUUCUAACUCCCAUUUCUUACCAAACAAUGGUUUUGACAUGGGCUUCUAUAGCCACCAUUGUUGCACUUGCUUUGUUUCUUCAGCUUUUGUUAAGGAAGAUGACGAGUACCAAACACAAAAAACUACCUCCUGGUCCUAAAGGCUUGCCAAUAUUUGGUUGCCUACACAUGCUGGGCAAGUUUCCACACAGAGCAAUGCAUCAAUUAUCACAGAAAUAUGGACCCAUUAUGUACAUGAAGUUGGGUUUGAUGCCAACAGUUGUUGUCUCUUCACCACAAGCAGCUGAAUUGUUCCUUAAGACACAUGACCUCGUCUUUGCAAGUAGGCCUUCACUUGAAGCUGCAAAGUACAUCUCUUAUGAGCAAACCGGUAUAUCUUUUGCUCCUUACGGUUCUUACUGGCGAAACAUGCGUAAAAUGUGCACUCUAGAGUUACUCAGCACCCUCAAAAUCAAUGACUUCAAGUCCAUGAGACGGGAGGAGAUCAAGAAAUUUGUCGAGCACAUUAAGGACGCGGCUAAAGAAGGCGUUGCAGUUGAUGUUAGUGCUAAAGUAGCAUCGCUUAGCGCUGACAUGACUUGUAGGAUGGUGUUUGGUAAGAAAUACAUGGACAAAGAUCUUGAUGAGAGAGGGUUUAAGGCUGUGAUUCAUGAAGGGAUGAAACUAGGUGCUACUCCUAAUGUCGGUGAUUACAUUCCUCAGAUUGCUUGGCUUGAUCUUCAGGGGCUGAGGAAGCGAAUGAAGGCUGUUAGUAAGGUGUUUGAUGAUUUCUUUGAGAAGAUCAUUGAUGAGCAUAUUCAUUGUAGAGAUGAAGAUAAAGUUAAAGACUUUGUUGAUGUCAUGUUGGGGAUAGUUGGAUCCGAAGAAACAGAGUAUUCUAUCAAUCGCGGCAACAUUAAGGCUGUAAUCUUGGACAUGCUUGCAGGAGGAAUGGAUACCUCGUUUACAUCCGUUGAGUGGACAAUGUCAGAACUUUUAAGGCACCCAAGAGUAAUGGAGAAACUACAAAAGGAGUUAGAAGAAGUGGUGGGAAUGAACAGAAUGGUUGAAGAAUCAGAUUUGGAGAAGUUGGACUACUUAGACAUGGUGGUGAAGGAAUCAAUGAGGAUCCACCCCGUGGCACCUUUACUCAUACCUCAUGAGUCCAUUGAGGAUUGCAUUGUCGACGGCUUCCACAUACCCAGAAAAUCUCGCAUCGUUAUCAAUACAUGGUCUAUUGGGCGAGACCCAAGGUCGUGGACCGAUGCAGAGAAGUUCAUUCCUGAGAGAUUUGAAGGAAGUAAUGUAGAUGUUCGCGGACAUGACUUCGAGCUUCUUCCAUUCGGUUCUGGACGUAGGGGAUGCCCUGGACUACAGUUGGGUUUGACUAUGGUCCAGCUAAUGCUAGCACAAACGGUGCACUGCUUUGAUUGGGAGCUUCCAGAUAAUAUGUUGGCUAGUGAAUUGGACAUGACCGAGGAGUUUGCUCUGGCAACUCCUAGGGCUAACCAUCUAAUGGCGGUCCCCACUUACCGACUUUACAAUUGAUUCCAUACGAGUGAGUUUAUACGUCUAAAUUGUAAUGCUGGCAGAUGUUUUGAUAUUUGCUCCGCUAGCUAUGGUGGUGUCGGUGAAUGCUAUGGCGAUAAUAGUUGCACCUGUGGUUUUUUCUGCGAGUCUCCUCCACAUCCGUAUGUGUAAUGACAUUUAUAUGUUGUUGUUUCAUGCUUGGGGCGUCAGGAAUUGUUUAUUUGUCGUGAUUCUUUUGGGUCUACGUUGAUUUGCCCUUUGCAUUUGUCUAAUUUUAUUGUUCUCUGUUUUUUUUGGGUGAUGUUAUGAUUGGGUGUUGUACCUUGCAUUUGUCUCAAUGAUUCUAUUUUGGAUUGCUGUUGCUGCUACAUGUAGGGAGGUGUAGUGCUGUCUUAAAACUCAAUAA
Tripterygium wilfordii is the source of this 1979-nucleotide messenger RNA. Its product is annotated as cytochrome P450 71AU50-like. NCBI's taxonomy places the organism in Eukaryota, Viridiplantae, Streptophyta, Magnoliopsida, Celastrales, Celastraceae. The transcript has 2 exons. The coding region runs from base 92 to 1591 and encodes 499 amino acids. The record is from RefSeq and is a predicted model, not a curated record. Gene Ontology annotation, molecular function: iron ion binding; monooxygenase activity; oxidoreductase activity, acting on paired donors, with incorporation or reduction of molecular oxygen.